Sycon ciliatum is the source of this 9099-nucleotide messenger RNA. RefSeq names its product protocadherin Fat 4-like. The transcript is spliced from 3 exons. NCBI's taxonomy places the organism in Eukaryota, Metazoa, Porifera, Calcarea, Leucosolenida, Sycettidae. The record is from RefSeq and is a predicted model, not a curated record. Bases 285 to 8576 code for a protein of 2763 amino acids. Gene Ontology annotation, biological process: homophilic cell-cell adhesion. Gene Ontology annotation, molecular function: calcium ion binding. Gene Ontology annotation, cellular component: plasma membrane.
GGGUGACCGUCACGUCAACCCUGCACUGCAGGCCUGGUCAUUCGCUGCACUCGCCACACACACACUGCUACCCGCAAGCUAUUACAUUUAUGGUACAUAGCCAUGGCCAUCUCUGACCUCUCCGGCCCCGAGGACGGUUUCAUUUUUCAGACUACAGCAAAGACAUCACCACCGUUUUGCACUGCGAUCUGGAAUUAUUACAGAGGUGUUCGUCACAGGGUGCAGUUUGUGAAAACUCUUUUCUGCUGAAAUCAUUGUCGGGUUGGUGCCGGGCUGAUGAGUAGAUGAUGAUGGAAGAAGGUUCGAGGAGAAAAAUGUCGCACAUCCCAGCUCUGCUGUUGUCGCUAUGUUGCUGUAUGUGGCAGGCACCUGUAACCGAGGCAUACUUGUCAGGAGCUUCAUCAGGUAUCACACAGACUGUACCAGUUUCAGUCCUUGAAGAUGUUCCUCUGGGCACCAGUGUUUAUCAAGUUGAGACUGACCAACCAGCCCGGUCAUUUCGGAUAGUCAGUCAGAAGAGCUACGGCGUGGAGGUGACGAAGGCAGUGUUUGAGAUCAACAGCUGCUCUGGUGAGAUCACCAGCAGCCAAGCUCUAGAUAGAGAAACCACUGCUGAGUAUCAUAUCACGGUCGGUGUUCAACUAGCCGGAACAAAUUCCUCCAGCCAACAGCAAACUGGUCAGCAAAGCUAUCUCUUGACCUUGCACAUAACUGUGCUGGACGUGAAUGAUAACGCUCCGUAUUGCAAUGCGAAUGGCUCAUUCUCCAGCUCUGUGCCGCUCAAUACUGCAGUGGGCGAUCAAAUUCAGUUUCGUUUCGAUACCCUGUGCAUUGACGCAGACAUGCCGGACACAAAUCACAGCAAGCUAGAGUGGGAGCUAUUGGACAGCAAUCACAAGAACACUCUCUUCUGUAUAGAUCAGCUGUCGGGUGGUAUUGUGCUGUGCCGGGCAUUGAACUCAACUCUACUUGGUAGCAUGAUCUCUCUACAAGUGUUGGUUAGUGACUGGGGUAUGCCUAGCCUUUCCACCACUGUCCAACUGGAUGUCGUCAUUACACAGGCAAACUGGCACUCACCUGUGUUCAACACAUCCAUGCUGCACUUUACCGUGCAUGAAGAUGUAAUGCCGGGAACAGUGGUAGGAGCGGUCCGGGCAGCUGAUGCUGACAAUGGCCAGCAAUCUCAAGUCAUGUACAGUUUGCAGGCUAGUGAUAAAUUCCAGCUGGACACCUACAGCGGAGCACUGACCGUGACGGGUACUCUUGACUAUGAACAUCAGUUCCAGCACAGACUAGAAGUGACAGCAACGGAUUCAGCUCGGGUCGGUGCACGGCUAUCAACUAUAGCUGAGAUUGUUCUGGACGUGCUGAAUGUGAACGAGCCACCAACACUUGAAUAUAGACCAGCUAGCAUACGCAUCGGCGAGGAUAGUCCCGAGGGUACGAAUCUUGCCACUCUCGUCUGCACAGAUCCUGAAGAUGACAUAGCCAAUCUUACGAUCAACGUCCCCACUGGUGUUGUGUCCUACAACAACACAGACUCUCAGCUGAAGCUAGCUACAGCUGUAGAUGCUGAAACCGUCCACAGUUUGAGUGUAAGAGUUGUAUGCCGUGAUCAGGGAGAGCCGAGUCUGAACGAUACACUGCAUAUCACAAUCACCGUAAACGAUGUCAAUGAGCACACUCCACAGUUUUCAACCGUGAACAGGUACAGGUUCGUCGUGGCGGAAAACGUAUCCGCUGGGUCUGCUCUAGGCAAAGUACAUGCCUCGGACGCCGACAGGCCGCCAUCAAACAACAUCACCUACGCGCUAAGCUCAUGUUCCGCCGGUCCCGUGCAGUGUUCAGUAUUCCAGCUCUCCAACUGCACUGGUGUUUUGAGCAUUCAAGACUCUCUGGACUAUGAGAAGGUAUCAGAGUAUCACCUAGUAGUGGCAGCAUACGAUAGUGGACAGCCGUCUCGCCAUAGCACUGUGCCAGUGGAUAUCGUGCUUCUGGAUGUCAACGAUAAUGCACCUGAGUUCCGAAAACUGCACUAUGAGCAGACGGUUAUGAGCAGCACCUCAAUCGGAACAAGUAUCUUGUUUGUGUCGGCGCACGAUGAGGACGCAAUAGACGAAAAUAACCUACGCUAUGCACUGCUGCAGGGAAUCUCUGCAUUUCGGAUCAAUGCAACAACUGGUUUGGUGACAUCAGCAGCAGCAGCACUAAAUGACACGCAGUACAACAUCAUAGCCGUGUGCUAUGACAGUGCGUCGCAGAGUCCAGGUCACAUGACCCAGGUCAACAUCACUAUUAAUGUGGUGGAUACUAUUCAGAAUCUAGCGGCACCCAACGUCAGAGAUACAACUAUCACAGUCAGAGUGGCAGAGAACACUAACCUAGAUUCCAUUCUCUACACUAUUCAAGCAAGCGACAAGGACCCCGGUGCUGCUGGUGAGAUCCUGUACGAACUACUAAACUGUUCGGCUAACUGUGAGAAUGUGAUGGAAUUGGAUCCCUUGACAGGUGAGCUACGGUUACACGGACAACUGGAUUAUGAAGACACACCGGAGUACGUAUUGCUCAUCAGGAUAAAAGACAACGGCAAGGCGAUUGGCUUGCAAGAAAAGUCCACACUGCUGCUACUCAGGUUGCUCAUUGUGGACUACACAGAGGCGUACUUUGUGGAAGAUCUCUACUCAUUCAAUGCCUUGGAGGGAUCCACAAAUGUUGGCAAGUUGGUUGGCAAGGUAGAAUGUAUGGACAGAGACGCUAAUAGUACAAUCUCAUCCCAAUACAGCAUUGACCGAGGUAGUGUUGCUGCCGUCUAUCCGUUCAACAUCACACCAACUGGAGAGCUCUACACAACACAGGAACUGGACUAUGACAACAAAACAGCAACAAGACUGUAUGAGUUGACCAUCAUCUGUGCAGUGGGGUCAAGCUCAGCUCAGACAGUCGUUGUCAUCCAUGUUGAACCCGUAAAUGAGUUCAGGCCGUGUCCGGACCUCCAGUCGUCCAAACGGACAAAGUACUUAAGCCUUCGAACAUAUAACCAUAUGGUUUUCCUUGUCCAUGAGAACGAACAAGCAGGGGUCCAGUUAGCAAGGCCAAUAUUCACGGAUGCUGAUAGCCCAGACACAGGCGAUGGACAGUUGACAUUUGAGCUAAAACCACUGGUGAAUAUGUCCACAAACCCGCUCGGUAUAGACCCAGUUCUUGGCACAAUCUAUCUGACACAAACAAUCAAAUGGACUUGGGAGGGACGGAUCCUUCCAUAUACGCUGAUCACGAAGGACCAAAGCGGCGCUUUGUACAACACGCGUAUUAAUAUGCUCAUCAUUGACACGAACAACAAGAUUCCCAAAUUCAAUAUCUCCUCUCCAGUGCGUGUGAGUAUAGAUGAGUCAGCUGCACAGGUUGGUGAUCAACUACUUGCUGUGGAAUGUGCUGAUGAUGACUACAGUCUGCUGAAGGGUGGUCAGGUGAUGAUCCAUCUCUCCACAGACAAUGGUGCAAUGCAUCUGUUUAGACUGGACAGCAUCAACUGGCAUCCGCACAGCAGUGCCAUCUCCAUACUACGACUCAACAGGCGCGUACUGAAUGAGACUGUGAACCAUCACAACGUCACGCUGGUAUGUGGCGACUUGGCAGAACCGUACCACACUGUCCAACUGAACAUCGCCGUUGACAUCAUCCGACACAAUCACCAUGCACCGGUUUUCCAGCACCCGUCCUACAUGGCAUCAAUCAGAGAGAACGCCUCCAUUGGUAGCAGUGUGUUAGCAGUGAGUGCCAGUGACAUGGACCGAGGAAGUCAUGACGUCAUCGCAUACAGUAUAGACAACACAACACGCAUGUUCCACAUUGACCAACACACUGGACUGGUAUCCGUAGCACGACCACUGGAUCGGGAACGCCAAGCGGUGUACGAAUUCUACGUCACAGCUGCGGAUGGACACGGGGGAAAUUCCUCUGCGUUGGUCACAGUCAUACUUGAAGACGUCGAUGACAACAAGCCAUCAUUCAAGUCACCACUGUACACAGCCAGUAUUCUGUCCAGCGCUGACGUAGGAUUUAUUGUACUGGCUAUGCAGGAUGUUGAUCUUGAUCUACCAGAGAACGCACAUACUAGAUACACAUUGCAGUCAAACCAGACACUGUUCUCUGUCAACGCAUCCAUCAAUGCCAUUCAAGUGAACAGUACUGCACUGCCACAGUUCAAUACAACUGUUUCAUUUGGAAUACAACUAGCCGAUGAUCACUAUCCAGGUCUGACUGAUACGGCAAUGAUCUCUGUCCAGAUUGUCCAGCAGCAGGCAGUGAAGGAACAUACUCAGCAGUUUACAUCAUCCGUGUACACAGUGAACAUGAAUGAGACAGUCACAAUCCAACGUAAGCCGGUUCCUGUCAUCUCUCUAUCCACUGUGGACGAUAGUGCUGGCAGUGGUAGCGGUGGCAGUGAAGAUACCCGCACUGAAUCAGAUGUGCACUAUCUACUCGUUGACCCGUACCGACUAUUCACAAUCAACCAUACAACGGGUGAGGUACUUCUGACCGGGCCACUGGACUAUGAACAGAGAACACAGUACACGCUGUACGUGCAAAUGUAUUCCCAGUCAACAGUGUCUCCAGCUCAGCAGUGGCUAGCCUUGCGCACCCAGAGUAUACUGUAUGUGAAUAUCAUUGACGUGAAUGACAACUACCCGGUGCCUGAAGCACACCUAUACAAGGUGAUUGUUAGCUGGGAUGAUCCCGUCGGCAAGGCAUUGACCACAGUACAAUGUACAGACUCGGACUCAGGCGACAAUUCCAGAAUCAGCUACAGCGUUGCAAGCCAGCCAUCUCCUCCACCGAUUGCCGUCGACGGCACAAGUGGUGUGGUGACGCUAGCCACAGCCAUGAAUCAAUCUCUUGUACCGUCAAUAGCAAUACAGAUGUGGUGUUCUGAUCAUGGCCAACCACCUAAAGUGGCACACUUCACUUUUCAGUUGGCUACCCGGGCUGUUAACCAUCACACACCACAGUUUAGUAGUGCUGUGCUGUAUAUCACAGUACAAGAGACCACUGCUGUCGGCCAGUCGGUGGCACCGCUCAACGCUACUACACUGCUUGCUACUGAUCCCGAUCCCGGCAGAUCCGGUCUGAUAUCGUACUCUGUGAGCGGUGGAACUGGCACCCAGCACUUUGACCUGAAAGCAAACGGCUCGUUGACAGUAUUGCGAGCGCUGGAUCGUGAGACAACUGCCCAAUACACGUUAAACAUACAAGCAGCUGAUGCAGGAACUCCACCGAAGUCUUCAACCGCAGUUGUAAUUAUCACCAUCAGCGAUGCCAAUGACAACACACCAACAUGUAUACAACAAGCAAUGGUUAACAUCCAGGAACUUGCUCCCGCUGGCACCACGGUAGCCACAAUGUCAUGCUCAGAUGACGAUGCAAGUGGUAACAAUCGCUUACACUUUGCCCUAACCGCUUGGCCAGCUCAAAACCUAUUCACUGUGGGAUCGUCAAGUGGUAUUGUUUAUUUACAGGAAGCACCAAGACAGCAAGAGCGUGGCCGCUAUGCCUUGACUGUGCGUGUAUCGGAUAAUGGCAACAGGUCGACUGUACAAACAUUUACAGUGAAUAUUGUUGGAAAGCCUCCAGUCUUCAUGGUGAGCACUGGGAAUCACACCAUGAAAAGCAGCGCCGGUAUUCAGUACACUGCUGAGGUCACAACUAACCUGCAUACAUUCAGCAAUGGCAAGGCAAUCAACACUAGCUUGCUCUCCUUGCACGCAAGCGAUCCAGGUUUCCCAGAACGAACGGGAAAUCUCUAUUACAGGCUGGUUGCCGAUGCCAACAAUUUCUCGUCGUUAUUCCGCUUGGAUGGAUGCAGUGGCAGCCUGGGUGUGUCACCGCAUGCUUUCUUUGAUCAGUUCCUUGUCUACAACCUCACAGUGACAGCAACAAUCCGUGGACAGCCGAAUCUAUCCACUAAUGUGAGAGUAAGUGUGAGAAUUAUUGCUGAGAGUCCAACUACCCAGCCACCGACUACCCAGCUGGCAACCACGAUACCAACCACCAUCCCUCCAACAACCACGAUACCAACCACUCUCCCUCCAACAACCACCACACCAACCACUAUCACUCCAACAACCACCACACCAACCACUCUCCCUCCAACAACUACUCUCCCUCCAAUAACCACCACACCAACCACUUUCCCUCCAACAACCACCACACCAACCACUCUCCCUCCAACAACCAUCAUACCAACCACUCUCCCUCCAACAACCACUCUCCCCCCAAUAACCACCACACCAACCACUCUCCCUCCAACAACCACCACACCAACCACUCUCCCUCCAAUAACCACCACACCAACCACUCUCCCUCCAACAACCACCACGCCAACCACUCUGCCUCCAAUAACCACCACACCAACCACUCUCCCUCCAACAACCACCACACCAACCACUCUCCCUCCGACAACCACCACACCAACCACUCUCCCUCCAACAACCACCACACCAACCACUCUCCCUCCAACAACCCCCACACCAACCACUCUCCCUCCAACAACCACUAUACCAACUACUCUCCCUCUAACACCUACUAUUCCAUCCACUACCGCUUCCCUAACCGCCUCGCCAACCUCUUCGCCUGGAAUCACAACCAUACCUACUCCUCCGCAGCCCACAACAUCAAUUCUGCUCACUACCCCUCUACCACCAGUGUGGAUGACAACAGAAUCAACACAAACAACUAUUCCUCUAGGAUCCAGUUCAACAAAGCAGCAUGUGCAGAAAACAGGCCCAUCAUCUCCAGUUCUUCCCUCAGCAGAUUCUGCAACACGGCUGUCAACUCCAUCACCAACUUCUACCCAUCCAGAAACAAUCCUUCCCCUAAGCACGCAACAGCAGACCAACGAGAUGCCAGGAACAAGUAUGGCCACAUCAGCGGCCGGUCAAUCGCGAACUAGACAAUCCAACCCAUCGCUAACUGGUCAACAAGGCUCAAGCAGCAUAGCUAUUAGCACCAAGCAGCAGCAUGCCACGAGCACACACCAAGUUGAUCGUGCAGCAACAACACAAGCAGUAGAGAUUACACCGACCCAUGAUGUGGCAGUGAACACCGAGGAAACACCAACUCAUGAUGUGGAGACCACUGCUAAAGAUACAGAUGGAUCAAUAACACGCCAUGGAGAUGAAACUGAAGAGACUCACACUAUCAGUGAUGACCCCACCACACAAUCAGAGGAAGACACGGAUCAAACCGGUAGAGCUGAUGCGAUGUCAGAUGAAAACGUGACAGUGUGGGUGAUCAGCGGAGGAGUUCCGGGUGCAGCCAUCCUGAUACUCGUGGUUGUAGUCAUUGUCCUGCGGCAACGCCAGGUUUGCAUGUACAGUAAGAAAAGCAGAGCCUACAGCGAACAACUGCACCAGGAACGUAUUCGCGAUGGGCACGGCCAUGAACGCUACUCAGAGGCACUUGGUCUGGUGAAGCUGACGGAGAACAAUGGCGAGUUUGCCUUCACUGGGCCCACGUCGUUGAAAGCGAACAUGGCGGCAGAAGAAGAAGAAGAGGAUAAUGUGGAUGACGCCUUUACGUCCCCAUCAUCAGUGCAGGUGGGAGAGGAUAUGACGUACAUUGCACUGGCCAAUGCACCAUCGUCACAGCGCAACUCCCAUGCCUCCACCAUCAUACCCAACGGAAGUUGCUCCGUGCUGCCGGAAGACUUGGCACUACCAUUCAAAGCAACGAGUGAGUGUAGUCCGUACAACACUAUGCUGAACUCAACACACUCUCAGUCUGCUGAGGCUCAGACCUAUGCACAGAGGAACAACUCUAGGAAGCACGAAAGACCAGUGACGGUGUCACCGGCAUCAGCACUGUACAUGGAUGAGCUCAGUCAAACAGCACUGCCUGCUAAACCACGCAGCAGAUACUCAUUCUCCGAUGACCUGCUGCGUUACCCCAGGAACCGAAACUCAUAUGUAAGUGAACCCAUCACUAGGCAGCCGAGAGGCAGGAAUUCCUAUGCAGGCAGUACAACUACACCAUCAUUGGUCAUGGCACCGUUGUCUGCGGUUAUCAUGAGAGAGUACACGUCGACCUUGAAUAGCGACCAAUCAGCGUCCAUACACGUGAACCCCGAAGCAGUGCCGGAGUCACCGCCUGCAUCACCAGUACACUGGCACAGUCCACCGCGCCCAUCACCCAACUUAUCCUCUUCACCAGCCAGCAGUAGCCUAAGUGAUUUAGGACAACUUGACACGGACAUUGAUCUUGCUAGAUAUCUGAAUCAACCCACCCUGCAAGGUGAACAUGUCGGCCACUCGCUUCCUGGCAAUGUUCAACUGCAAUUCCACUCGCAGGCUGAUGGCCAAGACCCUGAAAACACUCCAAGCUUGAACAGUGAUGAAUUCCCGGAGCCACCAGCAAUGACUGAGGAUGAUGAACACAGCGAUGCUGCUAUAUCCUCGCUCAGUGACUCUGGUAGCGUGUCACCAAUCCCCCCGACAACACCAGCACGGAGUACAUCGGUACGCUUCUCUGACGUCGAGUUCAUUCGUAUUUCACCAAUACUGCAACGGGCCGCAGAAUAAUUCAAUGAUAGUUCAGACUCGGGAACAUCUGUAGUACUUCUGUGAUGUCAUUUUCAAUCAUGCUUGAUGAUAUUGUUGAGAAUAUUGUGCUGUUUGCAUUAUGCAUGUCUGAGCUGCAGUGAGUGAGAGAUCAUGGGCACAGAGCAGACAAUGAUCCAUCAUGCAUUUAAAAAACACUACUAAUGUUAUAGACACAAGAUAGCUUCAAACAAUAAUCCCCAUAUUGCUGCCAACCGCAUCAUUGAAUACAAAGUUAUCAUACUUGUAAAUAUAUCCCUGAAGCCCGCAAGCAUGACCUUUUCCAGAUUGUUGCGAGAUGUCCUACUUCCAAUUUACAUGACUUUAUGUUGAUCCAUAUUUACUUGAUUGCUCUUCUACCAUUGUGGAGCCUACUAGUAGUUGUACCGAACGGCAGCUUUGUUCCAGUUGAAAUGUGCCAAACUGCCAAUACUUCACUGAAUACUUCCAUAAGUUGCCAGUCUAAUGUUAUACUGUACUUCAAAUCAAUAUACCUGCAGCUGUA